Molecule: messenger RNA, 2043 nt
Organism: Eriocheir sinensis (Chinese mitten crab)
Lineage: Eukaryota; Metazoa; Arthropoda; Malacostraca; Decapoda; Varunidae
Product: keratin, type II cytoskeletal 1-like
Exons: 5
Coding region: 1-1287 (428 amino acids)
Source: RefSeq, a predicted model, not a curated record
AUGACCCAGCGCUCUGACGCCUCCGUGCACGUGUUGCGGGUCGACGAGCUCGAGUUAUCAGCCCCUGCAGCAGCCGAGAUGGCUACGAAGCAGCCCCAGUCCCCCCUGCAGGAGGAAGGUACCGCUACCCAGACGCAAGAGGUAGCUACUCAGCCCCAGGAAAAUGGAAGGAAGAAGGCCGCCACCACUCUCCUCGAUGAGGCGGUGGAGAUGGACCUGGGGGAGUGGCAUCACCUCCUCUCCAUACACUGCCACAAUAGCUUCACAGUGAUGGCGGCAGGUGACCAGAUAUUGUUGAUGGCGGCGGCGGCGUUGAUGGCGGCCGUUGCCAUCACACAGGGGAGCAACCUCGGCGGCGGCGGCAACCAGAUAGGCGGCUCUGGUGGGGGCUUUGGCGGCGGUGAUAGCGGCUUCGGGGACGGCUUUGGCGGCGGCGAUGGCGGCUUCGGCGGCUCCUAUAGCGACGGCGGCGGCGGCGGAGGUGGUGGUAACUUAGGGAAUGACUUUGGUUUCUCCCACGGCGGUGGUUUUGGAGGAGGAGGGGGAGGACACAUAAUUGGAGGAGGAGGAGGGGGAGGAGGAGGAGGGGCAGGAGGAGGAGGAGGAGGAGGCGGCACAAUAGGAGGUUUAUACGGCACCCCAAACCAAGGAGGAGGGGGCGGAGGGGGUGACUGCAGGCCUAACGUGCAGAUCUCCGUGGUGACAGCGACGCAGUUCAUCCCCACCACAGUAGUGAGCACCCGCACGCGCGCCAUCCCCACGACCAUCUUCCGGGAGAUCACACGCACCCGCAUCAUCGCCUCCACCAUCGUGCAAAGGGAUGUCGUUACCUCAACACCGCCGCCCAUUAUACAAACACAAACGCAGCUACUGACGGAGACCAAGUACGUGACCCGCGCCCAGAUCCUGACCGACACCCAGUUUCUGACGCAGACGCAGUUCCAGAGGGUGACCGAGACCUCAUUCUCCACAAGGAUCCAGGUGUCCACGACGACCCUGGUGCAGGUGAUCACGAGGACCGAGCAGAACAACCAGAUCCAGACGCAGUUCCAGACCGUGUUCCAGACCCGCACGGAGACUCAACAGGUGACGAGGACAGUCCAGGUGCCUCGGUACUUCACCCAGACGCUCACCUCACACUUCCCCGUCACCGAGACCUCCAUCGCCACGCAGAACCACUACUCCACCGUCACGCAGACCAUCACCAUCCCCUCCAACUGCGGCGGCGGAGGUGGUGGCGGCGGUGGUGGUGGUGGUGGUGGUGGUGGGUUUGGUUAUUCGUAUUAGGUAGUGUGUGUUUAGGUGAGAAUUUUUAUAUAUGUCUUUUCUUUAUUUUGUCUGUCCUGUGAGUCUUUGUGUGUGUGUCUGUGUGUGUGUGUGUGUGUGUGUGUGUGUGUGUGUGUGUGUGUGUGUGUGUGUGUUUGCGUUUAACCUCUUUGCUGUGCUGUUUUGUAUGUGAUAAUAUAUAACUUAACUUUUGCCUCUCUGACCUUCCUUUGAAAUUCCCCUUCCCUCCUUUUCCCUUCUUCCUCCUCCUUCUACGUAAAUCUUCAGCUUAUUUCCCUACUGUCUAAUUCCCCUUCCUCUCCCUCCCCUUACUCUUUGUCCUUUCCCACUUAUCCCCCUUUUCUUCUUCCCUUCCCUUGUUUUCCAUUACUAAGAGAUAUCACUUAUUUAUCGACUCAUACAAACCAACAGCAUCUACUUAACUGUGUGUUCGUUUAGAAGGGAGAGCCUGUGAUAUGGGCGUCUGUUCUCAUAUUCUAAUCUUUACUUAUCUUUUGUGUAUACUCUGUCUGUAUUAACACUAAGUUUUAUAUGUAUAUCUGAAGAGCGGUGUGUAAAUGUCCUCUGGUUGUCUUGUUUUGCUUCGUGAUGCCUCGUGCGUGAUUAGAUGAUUUUUUUUAAGAUAUGUUCAUUAUUUCUAUUAUAUUUCUAUUGUAUAAUUAUGUGAUUCUUCCACUUUUUCGACGUGUAUCUGUUUAGUCUCUCUCUCUCUCUCUCUCUCUCUCUCUCUCUCUCUCUCUCUCUCUCUCUCUCUCU